AUGCCUUGUGAGAGACUGCCGAUGCGUUACGGUCACGCCGAGGGACACACGGAGGUCUGCUUCGACGACAGUGGGAAAUUCAUAGUUACCUGUGGAAGUGAUGGAGAUGUUCGUAUAUGGGAAAGUUUGGAUGAUGAUGACCCAAAGUCCAUCAGUGUUGGGGAGAAGGCCUACUCUCUGGCACUGAAGAAUGGGAAGCUGGUGACCGCUGGCUCCAACAACACGGUUCAGAUCCACACCUUUCCUGAUGGAGAGCCAGAUGGCAUCCUGACACGGUUCACCACUAAUGCUACUCACGUCACCUUCAAUAGCACCGGCUCCAGAAUUGCUGCGGGCUCCAGUGAUUUCAUGGUUAAGGUGGUGGAGGUGUCAGACAGUAGCCAACAGAAAACUCUACGGGGCCAUGAUGCAUCUGUACUCAGUGUCAGCUUUGACCCCAAAGAUGACUUUUUGGCUUCAGCUAGCUGUGAUGGCUCUGUUGUGGUGUGGAAGAUUGAGGAACAGACUCAGGUGACCAGCUGGCCUCUACUGCAAAAGUCCAAUGAUGUGAGCACUGCAAAGUCCCUGUGCAGAUUGGCCUGGCAACCCAAAACUGCUAAGUUUUUAGCCAUACCUGUGGAAACAAAGGUUCAUCUGUAUGAGAGAGAUUCCUGGGAUCAUGUUAGCACUCUCUUUGACGACCUGAUCACACAGCUCAUAAAUGUAGUUGCCUGGUCACCAUGUGGGCAGUUCCUGGCAGCUGGUAGCAUCGGGGGUUUACUGACCGUGUGGGAUGUUGAAAGCAAGUUGUGUGUGGAAAGGCAGAAGCAUGAGAAGGGUUACACAGUGUGUAGCCUGGCCUGGCACCCUUCAGGAAGUCAGAUUGUCUACACAGAUACAGAAGGCUGUCUGGGCAUGUUGGAUGGCCUCUCUACAUCUUCUACCAUCAGCUCGAAGACCACUAAGGCACCAGUUGCUAAAGAAGCAAAGGCCUAUGACGAUCUGUUUGAUGAAGAGGAUGAUAGGGUGAUGGAUGAGGGACAGAGUGACGCUAACUCCCCUGUCAAAAACCCUGCGGUUGGUGAUGAUGAUGACGAUGAUGACCUGAUGCCUGCCACAGGGCGAAUCAGGAACAGGGGGACAUUCCUGGAUGAUGAUAACUCACGAGACACUGGCUCACUGAAAUUAGGUCUGGAUAGAUAUGGAGAGGAGAAUGAUGACAUUGGCAGUGCUGUAGUGCCCUCUGUUACUCCAGCAGUGCCCUUGCACCCUGCUUAUGGGCCUAUGCCCACACCACCCCAGAAGGCUUUCCAGCCGGGCUCCACUCCCGCACACCUCACUCACCGUUUCAUGAUGUGGAACUCGGUGGGCGUAGUGCGUGGUUACAAUGAUGAGCAGGAUAACGCCAUCGAUGUGGAGUUCCAUGACUCGGCCAUACACCAUGCCAUGCACCUUACCAACUCGCUGGGACACACGAUGGCUGACCUGUCCCAGGAGGCUGUGCUGCUGGCCUCCACCAGCACAGAGGAGCUUGCCAGUAAGCUUCAGUGCCUCCACUUCUCAUCGUGGGAUACCAACAAAGAUUGGAUUGUGGACCUGCCCAAGGGGGAGGAUGUGCAGGCCCUUUGCCUGGGCCAGGGCUGGGUGGCUGCAGCCACAAGCUCCUUGCUGCUUCGGCUCUUUUCUGUAGGGGGACUUCAGAGGGAGCUCUUCAGCCUGCCUGGGCCUGUGGUCUGCAUGGCAGGACACGGGGAGCAACUGCUCAUAGUCUACCAUCGUGCCACAGGCUUCGAUGGGGAACAGGCUCUUGGUGUCCAGCUGUUGCACUUCGGCAGGAGAAGGAGACAGGUCAUCCAUGAGCCCCUCCCACUUUCUCGCAAAUCCCACCUGUCCUGGCUCGGAUUCAGUGCUGAGGGUACUCCGUGCUAUGUUGAUUCUGAGGGUGUGGUACGCAUGUUAAACCGCUCCCUGGGAAACACUUGGACGCCAGUCAGUAACACUAAGGAGAAAUGCAAGAGCAAGUCAGACCAUUACUGGGUGGUCGGCGUUCACGAGAAUCCACAGCAGCUCAGGUGUAUCCCAUGUAAGGGCUCCAGAUACCCUCCAACCCUGCCAAGGCCAGCUGUAAACAUCCUGCCCUUCAAACUACCCCUGUGUCAGACCAGCACUGAGAAGGGACAGUUGGAGGAGAAUUACUGGCGUUCAGUCCUCUUCCAAGACCACUAUAACUUCCUGUCUGGCAGUGGAUAUGAGAUUGACAAGGAGGGGCAGAAUCAGUCUCAUAAAGAGCAGCAGGAGCUUCUCAUGAAGAUGUUCGCUCUCUCCUGUAAGCUGGAUAGGGAGUUCCGCUGCAUGGAGUUGGCUGAGCUGAUGACCCAGAAUGUGGUGCCACUGGCCAUUCGCUAUGCUUCUCACUCCAGACGCAUUGCCCUUGCCCAAAAACUGAGCGAGAUCGCCCUGGAGAAGGCCAAACAGGUCCAGGAGGAAGAAAGGUCCGAAGAACAGGAAGAGGAGCCUGAGUGCUAUGACACCAGGCACAGUGGUCGUUGCAAUAGCAGACAUAUUGAAGAGGAGGGUGGAGAAGAGCUGGAGGAGGAAGAACAGGAGAUGGAGACGGGAGAGUCAGCAGCAAACGGGAAACGGCUGAAUCCCUACGCUAAAGGAGACGGCUCCCUGGAGAAGCAGCUGCCGAAACAGGUUGGCAGAGAGGGACGUGUUAACCCCUUCAAAAUUCAGGGUUCAGUGAAGUCGUCUGCUUCACCUGGUCAGCCCCGAGUUACCAAUAUCCUGGACAACAUGAUGUCCAUCAAGAAGCCUUUACCUUUCAGUGGCUCCGCAGGAAAAAAUAAUAAAAACCCUGUCCUCAAGCCACUGGUCCACAGACCUAAGACAAAGACCCAGUCUACGCUGCUACAGAUGACUGCCCCGAUGGCAGCGAAUAAGAAGGCUCAAGAGAAUGUGGAGGCAGCUAUGGAUAGGCUGAAGCAGCCUGAGGUCCCUCCAAUCUCACCAAGAGAAGACAACACAGAAAACAAUACAGCCAUGAGCAUGCCAAAAACAGGUUUCCAGUCAUGGCUGGCGGAGAACAGGAAGAUUAUUGUAGCAGAGUGCCCUGAUCUGGAGGAGACCAGCAUCAUCAAGGAGGCUCUAGGUCGCUUCAGGACCCUUUCAGCAGAGGAGCGACUGACCUGGAUGGAGAGAGCAAAGGGCGAGUGUGGAGAUGCAGCAGAUGUGAAGAAAAGAAAGAGGGAAGAAGAAGGAACUGUGGACACCGAAAACAGGCAAACUGAUUCAGACGAGAGUAACGGCAAAAAGAAAAAGUCUUUGGAUGUCUCAGCCAAGCUAUCCUCAUUCGCUUUUAAGAAAAACUAA
Lampris incognitus (smalleye Pacific opah) is the source of this 3351-nucleotide messenger RNA. RefSeq names its product WD repeat and HMG-box DNA binding protein 1 (gene wdhd1). Gene Ontology annotation, biological process: DNA repair; DNA-templated DNA replication; mitotic cell cycle. The record is from RefSeq and is a predicted model, not a curated record. Gene Ontology annotation, molecular function: protein binding; chromatin binding. The transcript is spliced from 25 exons. The coding region runs from base 1 to 3351 and encodes 1116 amino acids. Gene Ontology annotation, cellular component: nuclear replication fork. NCBI's taxonomy places the organism in Eukaryota, Metazoa, Chordata, Actinopteri, Lampriformes, Lampridae.